This is a messenger RNA of Anthostomella pinea, 414 nucleotides long. NCBI's taxonomy places the organism in Eukaryota, Fungi, Ascomycota, Sordariomycetes, Xylariales, Xylariaceae. The record is from the annotation of a GenBank genome assembly.
AUGUCUAACAGUGUCUUGGCGCCCCUGCGGGCCAUGAUCCUCUCCACCUCGCUCGUCAUCUCCGUGUGCGUCGUCGACUCCAUAAUUAUUGCCUACGAUAGCUCCCUCAUGGGCUCUCUCAGCGUCCUGGGGUGCUACACCAGCUACUUUGGCAUCACGACGACGACCAAGGCGGUGAACUCAGCUGCCACCUGUAUUGGCGCCGUACUGCUCGUCCUCUUUUCUGGUCGCCUGAUCGAUGCCGGGAGCCGGGAGCUGGGCAUAGUGAUCAGCGCUCUGCUGAAUAUCUUCGGGGCCGUUCUGGGCUGCGCCUCGCAGUACAUUGCCAUGACAUCGGGUAGGCGCAGGUUUGGCGCAGACAUCGGCGGGCACGUAUGUUGGAGAGACUACGAGUCCGACCGACCGCCCUUUUGA